CUCACAAAUAUUUUCGCCGCCCUGUAAACAACACAACACCUAUCGAAUUUUUUCUGAAUUCAGAAUUAUCUUUUUGAACUGUGCGCGUCGUCGAACAAUAGAAACAUUUUGAACAAAUAAAAAAGUAUAUAAACAGAGCAGUUGAUAAAUUUCACGAAAUAUUAAUAUUCGGGCGGCCAUUCGCGCAACAAGCAGAGUCAAAGUCCUUCAAGUUUGCCAACAAGUUGCAUCCAUUUUCAAGUGUCCUUUUCGAUUUUUGCGUCGAAAUACUUCUUCUAAGGCGUGUGCCGGCGCUGCUUUUUCAUACCGGAGGACACUGAGAUAUCCAAAGAAGCCGAACGGAAGAGAGGUGUGUGUGUGUGUGUGUUCGUACGGGAGUUGUGUGUGUGCACGAUUUAAAAAUAAAACAGCAAAUACAUAACAACAAAAAAUAUCGAAAGCAACAGCGCCGCCAAAUACCCAUACAAUCAAAGGCCGCGACCUGUACGUGUUUACACAUUCUAGACUGUCUGGCUGUUCUUUUGUUGGUGUGCACCAAAAGUUUCCUUAACAAUUCUAAAUCAAUCGAAACCAAAAACCAAAUCAAAAAACAGAGCGCAGAUAUCGUUUGCAUGUAACGAUUGCAUUUUAUGGACGACUCAGACUCAUUUGCUUGUUGGAAGUCUGCCGGACGUUGGGAGCGAAACUGAAAACUGAAAAAAUAUAUCCAAAAAUAUCCAUAUUCAGCUGUGUGCCAGCUUAACAGAACAAAAACAAAAAAGCAUCCACACUCUCAUCCCACAAAUCGAAUCAAAUAAAAGAAAAUCACAUCAUCAAUAGAGAGCGAAAGGGAGAGAGAGAGAAAGGGAGCAUCGGGUAGGAGCAUGAGCCUGUGGAAGCGCAUCUCCAGCCAUGCUGACUGCGAGGCUCGUAUGGCAGCCUACUACGAUGAGAAGGGUCUCUUUGACCUGCGUCUCUGCCUGGCGGCCUGGAUCGAAGACAGAAUAAUGUCCGAACAGAUAACACCAAACUCUGCGGAGCAACUUGAGCGUGUGGCCCUUAAGUUCAACGAGGAUCUGCAACAAAAGCUGCUUUCGACGCGCACGGCCAGCGAUCAGGCACUCAAGUACCGUGUGGUGGAGCUUUGCACUCAAAUCCAGCGAACCUCUGCCCUCGAGCUGUACACGCAUUUGCGCGGCGGAUUGCAAAAGGAGCUGCAACUAGCAACGGAACAGAGUGUGGCCACACCGGGUCCAUCGAUGCCCCUCAGUCCCUACAACAUGAACAAUCCAGGCUAUAUGGAUCAAAGCGAACUGAUUUCCGCUCAGCCAGCGGUUGGCGGCGGUUUGGCUGUCAUUCACAAUGCGGUGGUGGGCGCUAAUGGCGGUGGGAAUGUGACGACCCUGGGCAUGGCCACUGCCAAGAUGGAGCUGUUCGAAAUCGAGCAUCAUAUAAUGCAGUGCUUUAACGAGUUUAGCAACUGCGGCAACUCCCUGAAGAUGCUGGUCCAGAACUACAGCUACGUGCUGAACUCCUCGGGUUCGACCAACGCCGAGGAGGCGUUCAAGUGCCUGAUGGCUGAGAAGGCGGCCAUUGUGACGACCUUGUGCCGCAGCUAUUUAUCCUACGAGCCGAUGCAGGAGCAGAUCAUCAGCGAGCUGAAUAACUGGCGUCGUCAGCAGGCCCUGGCCGGCAAUGGGGCACCCUUCAAUGAAGGUGCUUUGGACCAGAUUCAGCGUUGCUUCGAGCUGCUUGAAUCCUUUAUUGGCCACCUGCUGGCGGCCGUCAAGGAGACCCUACGUGUGCGUCUCGUCAAUGAGGAGCCAGAACUGAACAACCUGCUCGAGCGGGUGAGAACUUCACAGAAGAAUUUGGUCUGUGCCGCCUUCAUUGUGGACAAACAGCCGCCUCAGGUUAUGAAGACCAAUACCCGCUUUGCGGCCUCCGUGCGCUGGCUGAUUGGCUCCCAAUUGGGUAUACACAAUAAUCCGCCCACUAUUGAGUGCAUCAUUAUGUCCGAGAUUCAGGCCAAUCGUUUCGUUACCCGCGGCACCCAAAUGGACAGCACCCUGGCCGGGCAAUCCUCAGGAGAAAUACAGAACUGCUCCAGCACCAUGGAAUACCAACAAAAUAACCACGUCUUCUCGGCCAGCUUCAGGAAUAUGCAGCUAAAGAAGAUCAAGCGGGCCGAAAAGAAGGGCACCGAGAGCGUCAUGGACGAGAAGUUUGCCCUGUUCUUCUAUGCGACGACCACAGUCAACGAUUACCAGAUACGUGUGUGGACCCUGUCGUUGCCGGUGGUGGUGAUUGUCCAUGGCAACCAGGAGCCACAGUCAUGGGCCACCAUUACCUGGGACAAUGCUUUUGCGGAUAUUGUACGGGAACCGUUUAUGAUCACCGAUCGGGUGACCUGGGCCAUGCUCUCGGUGGCGCUUAAUACCAAAUUUGGGUCGAGCACACAGCGGGCCCUCACCAGGGAUAACCUGGACUUUCUCUAUGAGAAGCUGCAGCGCGGUGAGCGCAGUGAAUAUAUUACGUGGAAUCAGUUCUGCAAGGAGCCGCUACGUAGCGACCGCCAGUUCACCUUCUGGGAAUGGUUCUUUGCCAUCAUGAAACUCACCAAAGACCAUCUGAUGGGCAUGUGGAAGGCCGGCUGCAUUAUGGGCUUCAUCAACAAGGCCAAGGCGCAAGAUGAUCUGAUGCGUUCGGCCACCGGAAUUGGUACCUUUCUGUUGCGCUUCUCUGACAGUGAACUGGGUGGCGUAACUAUUGCGUAUGUGAAUGAAUACGGAUCGGUUACCAUGCUCUCGCCAUGGACUGCACGUGAUUUUCAGAUCCUGAAUCUGGCCGAACGCAUACGCGAUUUGAAUAUGCUGCGCUUUCUGUAUCCGAGCGAUACCAAUGCAGUGCCCCAAGAGCGUGAUCAAGCCUUUGGCGAGUUCUACACGAGCUCUACCGGUACGAAUGAACCCACGCCGGGAUAUGUGAAAAGCACGUUACACGUACAGGUACGCAAUGCGAUUGAGGGUAAUGGUUCCAUCAUUGGGACCCCACAGCAUCCCAUACCGUCACCACCGCAGGAUAGCAGCAUGUCCAUGGGAAACUAUGAGGACUCUGAUUCGAAUGAUAGCACUAUGGCGGAUGCCAUAGAAAGAUAUGUGGCGGGCACAUCACCCGAUGAUCCCAUAUUCCAUGAGAUCAGGGCCACCAUUAUAAGUGCGUGCAAUGAUGUAGAUUCGGUUGGCUGCGAGUUCCAGCGACUUUGCUAUGGCGGAUUUUGAUUCAAUGACGAACUUUGUCGAUGUGUAUAAACUAUAAAAAAAAAUAUAUAUAUAUAUAAAAAUAUAUAUAGAACCUAUGUAUAAACAAAAGAUCUUAUAAACAAAUGAAAGUGUGCCGUGUGGAUGCCCCCGCCCCGACCUAGAUGAUAUAUAUAUGCCCCUUCUCCCUACCAGCAGCGAAUGGCAGCCAUCGUGGAACUGCUUUUUAAAAAAGUUUGAAUCGUAAAGUUUUUACCUAAAAUGUUAUUGUAAGAGUUUUGGAAUGCAUCGUUGUGGCAUGUUUAGUUUUGCAUUUGUGAAACGAUAAACAACUGUACCCAAGAGCAAUCAAUGCAUGCAAAUUGCCCCCACACCACCAAACACACAACACCCUGCAGAUAAAUUGUAUCUAUUACGAUCAUAAUUAUGUGUAAUCUAAUCGAAAGUGUAAACUUUUGGGUUUCGCAUGUUAUUUGUUUUUUAUACACUACAUGCAUAUAUAUAUUUUUUUUAUACAGACGAUACGAUGCGAUAUAUGUUUAUUUUUUUCUAUACUGUGUGACAAAGCAUUAAUUUUACGACGAAUCGUGAUGAGAGAAUCGAUUUAGUUAGUGAGUAACUAUUUGUUGAAUCUAAAUUUUUGAUUUUGAUUUUGUAAUUUUAAAGGAUUUAUUUUUAAACCAACUAUCAAAUCUUAGCAACUAAACUACUUUCGAGUUAAGGUCUAAGCUAAACGAAGUGAAGCAGCAAGGCAAGAAAAUUGUAUCUGCGUUUUAGUUUUAAUUAUUAUUUACAUAUUAUUGUGAAAUGCUUUAUGUGAGAGAAACCACCCCAUCCCUACUACCCCUUUAUUGGCUUCCAAUGCUGAAAAUGCGCAAAAAAUCUAACCGAACCGAUGUAUAUUUUUUAAAUUGUUUAAUUUUGAGUUUGAGUUUUGCGAGUCCAGGGCACAGUUUGCAAUGCAUUUCAAAUGCAACAAAUGCGAUUGCCUUUAGUCAGUUUAAUGGGUGUAUGAUAUAUAUAUAUACAUAUAUAUGAGAAAGUAAACAGAACGUAAUAAUAUUUUUUCUACACAACAACAUACAACACUACACUACACACUACACUAUUCUACACUAAGCUUUGUACCAUGAACCGUAAAAAUUUUAUAAGACUUAAGUACAGGCCCACAAAAAUAAAAACAAAAAAAAAUUCAAUAAAUAUUUUCAAACAUUUUACAUGCCAAGAGUCAGGCGAUUUUGUAUUUGAUCUUGUAAAAAAAAAUGAAUUUCGAGCAAAACGAAAUGUUUAUCUGUGUGUACGUAAAGUUUUUAAUGUUUAAUUGUAAAACUAACGCACACAAGCACACACCACACUACACACACACACACACACACACAUUCCCCAAAAAGAAACACAGAUACAACCGAGCGCACUCUUAUAUGUAAAUGUAUGUAUGUAUGUACUACUUCUACUAUGUUACGUGCAAUGUAUGUGCAAUGCUCGUUUAGAAACAAACGUUGAUAUUGGGAAAUGAGUUGAAUGUAUUUAAAUGUUGACAUUGUGUUUUAAAUGUAAUUUCAAAAGCGCUAAUUGUGUGUCUAGUUUGGAAAUAUAUAUUUGUGGGAAACAACUAAAGAACUAUUCUUGUCAAAAUGGCCAAUAAAGAUUUGAUUUUUCAAACUAAAAA
Molecule: messenger RNA, 4908 nt
Organism: Drosophila obscura
Lineage: Eukaryota; Metazoa; Arthropoda; Insecta; Diptera; Drosophilidae
Gene: Stat92E
Product: signal transducer and transcription activator
Exons: 10
Coding region: 864-3260 (798 amino acids)
Biological process (GO): regulation of transcription by RNA polymerase II; regulation of cell population proliferation; cell surface receptor signaling pathway via JAK-STAT
Molecular function (GO): RNA polymerase II cis-regulatory region sequence-specific DNA binding; DNA-binding transcription factor activity, RNA polymerase II-specific
Source: RefSeq, a predicted model, not a curated record